AAAGCAACUACAAUGGCACAAUCACCUCCACCUCCAAAUAUAUAAUAGACCCCAUUCCCCUGUUUGACCUUCAAAUUCAUUGCUUCAAUCUCAACCAUCACAAUUUCAUCGUCUAAUGGGUUUGAAGGAGACCUUUUAUCUUUCCCAUGGAUCUCCUAUGAUGAGCAUCGAUGAUAGCAUUCAAGCAAGACAGUUCUUUAAAUCGUGGAAGGACAGUUUUUAUGUGAUAAAACCCAAAGCCAUUCUCUGCGUUUCUGCUCAUUACGACACCACUUUCCCCACCGUCAACGUUGUUUCCGGUCCCAACGACACCAUCUACGACUUCUAUGGCUUCCCCUCUUCUAUGUAUAAGUUAAAGUAUCCGGCACCGGGAGCUCCGGCGCUGGCGAAGAGUGUGAAAGAGGCUCUGGUAAGAGCAGGGUUCGAGCGAGUCGAGGAGGAGCGAGGACGGGGAUUGGACCAUGGUGCAUGGGUUCCUUUAAUGUUCAUGUAUCCAGAAGCAGACAUCCCAGUAUGCCAACUCUCAGUACAAUCACACCUAAAUGGAACACAUCAUUACAAUUUGGGCAAAGCAUUGGCUCCCCUUAAGGAUGAAGGAGUUCUUAUAAUUGGGUCAGGAAGUGCUACACAUAACCUUAGGACUCUCAAUCAUAGUGGAAACUCUUCAGCCAUUGCCCCAUGGGCUCUUGAGUUUGAUAAUUGGCUCAAAGAUGCUCUCCUCCAAGGAAGAUACAACGACGUGAACGAGUACGAGAAGAAGGCUCCUCAUGCAAGAAUGGCACAUCCAAGUCCGGACCACUUAUUCCCGUUGCACGUUGCGAUCGGAGCAGCGGGAGGCAAUCCGAAAGCAAAGCUUAUCCACCAUAGCUGGGACCUUGGAACCAUGUCUUAUGCCUCCUACCAAUUCACAGCCUCUUCUCCCACCCACCAAUCACAAGAAUUAUGACAUCAACAUUUCUCUCUGUUGCUUUUAUUAUAGGCUGUGUGUUGUGAAUGCUCUCUUUUCCAAUUAAGUUCAAAUGUAGCUCCUCGCUCUAUGCUCUGUUGUUUACAAUAUUGGCUGUUUAAUUCUGUUGGAUAUGAUAUACCAUGUGAUUUUCUUUUCCUUCUCAACUCAUGUGAUUUAAUUAACAAUGCAUAAUAUUGAUGUAAUAAGAUUGACACAAAGUAGAAGAUUUCGUUGCUUGAA
Cucumis sativus (cucumber) is the source of this 1189-nucleotide messenger RNA. Its product is annotated as extradiol ring-cleavage dioxygenase. Lineage: Eukaryota; Viridiplantae; Streptophyta; Magnoliopsida; Cucurbitales; Cucurbitaceae. The record is from RefSeq and is a predicted model, not a curated record. Gene Ontology annotation, molecular function: zinc ion binding; ferrous iron binding; oxidoreductase activity, acting on single donors with incorporation of molecular oxygen. The transcript is spliced from 3 exons. The coding region runs from base 116 to 946 and encodes 276 amino acids.